AUGGGAAUUAUCAAAUUUGCUGUAAAAUCAAGUGUUGCUGGAGGAUUAGUUUACUGGACUGUCCAAGAAGGUUUGUGGGGACGUUCUGAUGAAAGUAUUAAUUUUUACAACAGAAUUUAUUCCACAGUCUCACCUUAUAUCAAAAAAAAUAUUCCCAAGGAAGUAGUUAACGAAGUUAAUUUUUUAUUAAAAAAGCUUCCAGAUUUACCAAGUGUCAAUUCGAUGGCAAACUGGACGGGUUGUAUGUGGAACAGAGGAGUAAAAACAAGCAUAAGAUUUAUCGCCGACUUACCAGAUCAUAUUUCCAAUGGCAUUGAAUCAAUAAAAUCAAUGCCUGCGUUACAAGCUCCAGCUGACAGCUCAAGUGCCGAGAAAUCAAGCGCUACUGUUAAGAAGGAUGAGAAAAAAUAA
Molecule: messenger RNA, 411 nt
Organism: Cotesia congregata
Lineage: Eukaryota; Metazoa; Arthropoda; Insecta; Hymenoptera; Braconidae
Source: the annotation of a GenBank genome assembly